AUGAUCGCUCUCCGCAUGCUCGCUAUUUACGCCAUUGCAUGUGCCCUUGCUCUGGCUGCGCCUGUCAGGCAAGAGUCAUAUAUGCCUCCUGUGAGCAUUGGCGUUGUGCCUCCUCGUGAGAAGCGCGCUGACGAGCCUAAGCCCUCGUCAUCUAUGCCUUCUAUCCGCUACGGUGUCGUUCCCACGCCCGUCGAGCGUGCCGAGAAGUCUGCCCCUUCAUCCUCUAUGGCCUCCAUUCGUAUUGGCGUUGUGCCUCCUCGUGAGAAGCGCGGCGAGGAGCCUAAGCCCUCGUCGUCUAUGCCCUCGAUCCGCUACGGUGUCGUUGCCACGCCCGUCGUACAUGAGGCUUAG
Messenger RNA from Malassezia restricta, 351 nucleotides. RefSeq lists its product as uncharacterized. Lineage: Eukaryota; Fungi; Basidiomycota; Malasseziomycetes; Malasseziales; Malasseziaceae. The record is from RefSeq and is a predicted model, not a curated record. The coding region runs from base 1 to 351 and encodes 116 amino acids. The transcript has a single exon.